GUGGACGUCCGCAGCAGGCGCGCGUGGGCGCGCGUGCCCCAGUGGCCGAUGAGCGCCUUGCUGAUCAGAGGCGCGUUUCGGCCAGUUUACUUGUGGGAAGGCGCCUGCAGGGAGACGGACGCCGUGCUUUUCAGGGAGGCCUUCGGGAUGCGCGAGGCGGCCGCCGUUGCACCAGUGCAUCCCGCCGCGCCGUCUGCAUUCGACGUUCGGGGUUCGCCGCAGCUGGAGCUGCGAUCGACCGCCAUUGACAUGGCGGCAGCGACGGCCAGCGCCUGCUACAACGCCCUCCAAGAGCAUGGACAGCAACAGCACCGAGAGGAAGUGCUUGCGUCGCUGCGCUUCCUGGGGCACGCCUCUGACGCACUGCGGACCCACGGGGAAAACCAGCUGGAUGGCACCAGGAUCCAUGCCGCAUCCAAGAUCUUGAAUGCAGUAAUGAUCGCAACACGCUUGCACGGUUCUGCUCAUUUGGGAGGCGUGCGAAGAAAUUCCAUCAGGCAUUGCCUUUACAAAUCGAUUGCGGACCCUAUCUUGGAGAACCUCACGUCGGGAGGUGUGGUGUCAUCUUCUACCGUGCAGCGCUACUUCGUGGUGCUCGAUGCUGCUUUGCUGCUGGCCGACCAGAUGCGAUUUGCAACUAACCCGCCGCCCGCUGAAUAUAUGCCGUCGGACGCCAGCCCCCUGUUGGGCACAGACUGGCUGCUGACGGAGACGUUCGAGUGCAGUGAUCCUGGAAGGGCGUGGGAGAUUGCCCAACAGUUGAUGUACCAUCGGGGCGACGCGAGGCUGUCGUUGAGCGGGGACUUGCAGCCAGACGAGAUGGACCCUGAAGAUUUCCAGCACUACGACGCGGCGAGCCGCAAGGUUCGGGCUCUGUCGCAAGAGCUGGCCGCGAUAUGGGGCCACAUAAUGCUGACUGCCGUAGGCUUGGGGUCUCAGGCCACGGGCGUGAUGGGCAAGAUGCGCGCGAUCGUCCACUCGUUUCGGCUGAGCUCACGCACCAUGUUAUCGUGUCAGCAGAGGGCCCAGCGAAUCCUGUCCGCGACCACCGACAUGGGGGCGGAAGCGGGGUUGAGCGCCCGAGCAGUCGACAUGAUGGAUGUGUUUCCCCAUUGGUUUGAUUUUGAUGUGGUCCCUGAUGGCGGGGGGGCCGAGGCCAUGGACGUCUACCAGGAAGGCUGUCCAACUGCAACGCCAGCUUUCGAGAUUACAGUGGGCGACGGCCGCGCGCCCCCCGAUCACACCGACAUUGGAGGCGUGGCAUUUGGCACCGCGUGCGACGACGGCGCCGUGCCGCGCGGGCCCGCCGACGCGGGCAGUGGCGGCGCGGCUUUCGCCGUCGUUCGCGACGACGGCGCGGCCGCCGACGCAGCCGCAGCUGGGCCCGAGACGCAUGCGGGCGGAGAAGGUGAUGCACCGACAGCAUUCGUAGUGGAACCAGACGGCGGCGGCGGCGCGACCUUGGACAUCGCCCAUGUGGACGCGCCCAAGGAGCGGUUAAUCGAGCGCUGUUUCAAGGCCCCCGAGGCCGAGGGCCACCAGAAGGCCUUGAGGGAGAUGCGGACGAAGCCAACGGAGUGGCGCUUCGGGCCCUGGGUGCCAGCGCUGCAGCAGAUGCAGUUCACUGAG
Messenger RNA from Prorocentrum cordatum, 1629 nucleotides. The record is from the annotation of a GenBank genome assembly. NCBI's taxonomy places the organism in Eukaryota, Dinophyceae, Prorocentrales, Prorocentraceae.